AUGAAGAGAAUGCUUGUUGUAGAUCCGGAGAAAAGAAUAAGUUGGAAUGAGUUAUUUAAAGAUUAUCUUUCACAAAUGAUAGUUUAUCCAUAAAGUGUAAUUCAAGAUUAAAUUAUUAAUAGGAAACCAUCCUAAUCAAUUAUACUUUUGAAAAAGAUAAAAAGGUGUAAAAUAUCUUUAAUUAUUUUAUUUAUAUUUCAGAUAUUCUUCAAUUUAUCAGAUACUUAAUGAGGGAUGUUUAUAGUCUUAAUAGUAUUGUUUAGUUUUCAAAAUCAUAAUAUUUUCAUUAUACAUUAAUAACUGUAAAGUACAUGUUAAAUGAAAUAAAUUUUUAUUUAAGAAUUUUAAAAGGAUAGAACCUAAUGUCAAUUUUAAUGUUACCAAGCGAUUUUAAUUUGUUUAAGUAGAGCAAUAAAUUUGAAAAAGUUUUACGUAAUUUCCAAUCUAAUGAAAAAAAUUUGCAAUCAUUUUAUACUCAAAUCAAAAGGAGGUAUGAUGAAUAUUUGCAAUCAUCUAAAAAACGCGAAAAAUAAUAGUUAGAGUUAUAUGAACAAGGAUUUUUGUAAAAUGAGAAUGAUUAAAAAUUUUUCGAAGUAUUCAAUUAAAUAUACUUAAAAAUUAUACAUCACAUUAGAUCAAAAUUUAAUCAGAUUUAAGUUAAAGUCGAAGUAAAGGAUAAUUUAUUUAGAACAUUAAUAAAAUUACUAAAUUGUCUUUAACCUCUAGGUUUUACUCAUAAAAAAUUAGAAUCAUUUUAACUUAUAUAAAAACUGCAUUCAUCAUUAAAUUUAGAAAAAGAAUUUGUUUAACUAUAUGCUAAGAUUUUAAGAAGUGAAAAAUGA
Molecule: messenger RNA, 842 nt
Organism: Paramecium sonneborni
Lineage: Eukaryota; Ciliophora; Oligohymenophorea; Peniculida; Parameciidae
Source: the annotation of a GenBank genome assembly